Molecule: messenger RNA, 7599 nt
Organism: Coregonus sp. 'balchen'
Lineage: Eukaryota; Metazoa; Chordata; Actinopteri; Salmoniformes; Salmonidae
Source: the annotation of a GenBank genome assembly
AUGCCACAGGCUUCAGGGCCAGGUAUUGGAGAUGGAGGUAAGACCAUCAUCGCCAUGGUGAUACAACAGUGCAAUGUUUUUGUUGCAAUGUUUUUUUUGGGGUCCUCGGCUAACAGUUUGGUACAUUGCACAGACAUGGAUUGACCGCACUAUAUUGAAAGCCAUAGAAGAACUAACCUGUGUCUGUGUGAUUUACAAUAUAUCUUAUGAAGUCAGUGCAUGUCCAAUUUAGACUUGAACUUUACUACAUACAGUACAACAGAGAAGUUGAGUUGUGGUGGUUGAGUCAUCUCUAAGUCUGUUCUAAAUAGUUUAGUUCACCUCUUUAACUAAUGUCACUGCAAAGUUUUUCUUCUUUAAACUCUGUGGGGGUUUUUUUUAACCACACAGCGGUUUCUGAACUACUACGGCAUGAUCUGGGUGGGGAACGUAGAGAGGAGUGCGACACAGCCAGUCAACAGGAAGUAGAGGAAGCUGAGCAGACCCAGAGCUCCGAGAGAGGGGUGUGGCAGCCAGGUAAAGGAACCAGGGAGGUAUUAAGUGCUGAACCUUAUGUUGCAGAUAUAAAUAUUAUUAAUAGAGCUGCUAAGAUUCCCUAUUCUAUCUGACAGACAAUCAUAUUCUUUCUACAUGAUACAUUUCUAUCUGAACAUGCUGUAACAGUACACCUUCCUUAACAGGUAGCCCCAGUACUCAGUGACCCUCUAAUCCUCACCAUAGGCCUGACUUUCAAUUUACACUUGAAGUAAAACCUAAUCAAAUCACAUUUUCAAACUGUCAUUUCCAACAGUAGAAAGCAGCUGCCAAACAACAAAGAAGAGAGGUUUCUUUCAUGACUUUGAUGUUGUUUCAAUGCACCAGUAAAGUUUCAAAGAGCUGUGCUCAUGUGAUGCCUGGAUAGUUUUCAAACAGAAAAUCUUUAAUUAUGCAUUCACUUAUUAUGGUGACCUGUGUUUUGCAGAGACCUCUGUGGCCAGGAGGAACUUCCAGAUGAACUUUGACCUGGUGCUCCAGAACAUCCAGCAGUUGAACAUCCUGGCUGGAGAAGGAGAGUCCUACAUCAGGGCCACGUCCAGAGGGGCACAGCUGGCCCAGCAGCACCUCAUCCCACUGCAGCUCUACAGCAAUGGCAUCUUCAUGUUCAAUGGGCCCUUCCGCUCUUACCAGGAAGCCAGCACACAGGUACAGACAGAGACUAUAUAGGGAAUACUCGCUACACUCUGACUGGCUAGUCAGUACAUAAUCUCAGCACCCAGAACCAAAUCAGCUACUGUUAAGGCUAUUACGAGAGAGUACAACACACCUAACCAGGCACUGAAACUUAGACUAGAUAUUUAAACCAGGCAUGACUUUAGAUACAUAUUCACUGAAGAUUAUUUGAUUUCAAUGUUUCCAUAUAUUGACUCUCUCUCAGAUUGUAGCAGACAGAAUAACUAAGAACAGAAAGCUCAGUUUGUAUCUCAGUCCAAUGUGUCUGACACCCAGCCGCUAAUGACUUUAACAGCAGUGCAUGCAAGACCUGAUGGACGGAUACUUCCCUUCUGAGCUACAGGACAGGUUUGCAGAUGGGGUGCCCUUUCAGGUGUGUGUGUGCAUGUGUGAAUUUCAAAUGUGCUUACGGUAAGAAAACUGACGACAUGGACAACAUAUUUCCUGUUUGUUUUGUGGUGAGUAGUGGGACUUCCUCUUUUGGUGUUCACAGGUUCACGACAGGCGAGAGGAGGAGUUCAAAGAGAGGCGACCGUGGGCGGAGUUCCCUGGGAAGGGGCAGGCUGUUGUUGGAGGCACAGAGGGGGAGAAAUCAACAGACAGCUUAGGACACGCCUACUGUACACUCUCUCAGAUACCCGGUCGGUCCUCUCAGUAUCACUUCAAUUUGUUCUCCAAAACAUGUGCUACACUUCACAAACUAGUUGAACCAACUUCAAAGGUGGAAUCUCAAUAGUAUUUCUUGGAUUGCUCGAGUCCUCUCUCCUCUUCCUGAAAAUGCAUGAGAUGGCGAGGAACCUUAGAUCUUCUCCAAUGUGUUUUGAGGAGAGAGAACGCAAGGAAUCAAAGAAAUACAAUUGAAAUUCACAUUUGAAGUUGGUUCAACUAUACGUGUAUCACUUGAGAUUCACCCCAAGCCUCUUUUGCUCUGACUUGAACAUUGAUUUGCCCACAGACAGAAAACUGACAAUGGACCAGUUCCUGAACAGGCUUCCCAAGGUCGUAGUGAAGGCUGGUAGAGUGAUUGACAUCAGGGACUCACUGAAAGCCAGUCUACAGGUGAGACCGAUCUUUUGCAUGUUUCUGCUUGUACCUGAAGAUGAUGGACAUGAGUACUAUAUGUUAGUAAAUGUCUGUGUCUUGAGUUUAGGGCUCUUCUGAUGCUCCAAACAGCCAUGCUGUGACCCUCAUAGACACACCAGUGCUACAGGCCAUGAAAGAGAGGUAUGCAGGUACACUAUCUAGAACUAUUCACAAAACUCUUUCACUUCCACCACUAGGGGGCCUUGUGGGCCCUGGUGACAGAGGAGACCCAGGAAGAGGGACACACAUUUGCCAAUGUGGGUUAUUAACCUGUUCUCUAACUCAGGUUGGAGUUGCAUGAGACGGCCCGUGAUGUCACCACACUGAGGGUGAAGUCAGAGGAUGGCGAGCACACCUACAUCAUGAAAAUGCGCUUCUCUGAGACCAUAGGUCACCUGCGCCAGUAUCUGGACAAGCACAGGUGGGUUGGGAGCCAUUACCACAAAAUGCUGUGCAGAGUAUUUUGCCCAGGAAGUCCAUCAGGUUCACAGUACUUAAUCUCAGUCACAGUGACUUUUGGGUCAUGUUAAUCUCGGACACCCAGAACUAAAAUCUUGCAUACUGCAAAAAUGGAAGAGGCAAGUGGAAGGGGGAGAAAAUAAGGAUCUUGUCUGUCAGCCCUGCAUUCAAGACCAAAAUUGGUUAAAGAAAAUGGUGAUAAAUAGAAAAGUAUACUAGUUUCAUUUAAAGACCAAAAAAUUGACAGCUGUGCCAUACAGAUUGCAAAAUAGUUGGGAAGAGAUUCUCGAUGUACCGAUUCCAUGGCACAUGGUUUAUGAACUGAUAGACAAAACAACGCCAGAUUCAAAACUUCGAGUUUUUCCUAUUUAAAUUAUUAUACAAAAUUCUUGCAACUAACAGUAUGUUAUAUAUACAGUUGAAGUCGGAAGUUUACAUACACUUAGGUUGGAGUCAUUAAAACUUGUUUUUCAACCACUCUACAAAUUUCUUGUUAACAAACUAUAGUUUUGGCAAGUCGGUUAGGACAUCUACUUUGUGCAUGACACAAGUAAUUUUUCCAACAAUUGUUUAGAAAGAUUAUUUCACUUAUAAUUCACUGUAUCACAAUUCCAGUGGGUCAGAAGUUUACAUACACUAAGUUGACUGUGCCUUUAAACAGCUUGGACAAUUCCAGAAAAUGAUGUCAUGGCUUUAGAAGCUUCUGAUAGGCAAAUUGACAUAAUUUGAGUCAAUUGGAGGCGUACCUGUGGAUGUAUUUCAAGGCCUACCUUCAAACUCAGUGCCUCUUUGCUUGACAUCACGGGAAAAUCAAAAGAAAUCAGACCUCCAUAUCAAAAUAUAUUGUAGACCUCCAUAUGUCUGGUUCAUACUUGGGAGCAAUUUCCAAACGCCUGAAGGUACCACGUUCAUCUGUACAAACAAUAGUACGCAAGUAUAAACACCAUGGGACCACGCAGCCGUCAUACCGCUCAGGAAGGAGACGCGUUCUGUCUCCUAGAGAUGAACGUACUUUGGUGCAAAAAGUGCAAAUCAAUCCCAGAACAACAGCAAAGGACCUUGUGAAGAUGCUGGAGGAAACAGGUACAAAAGUAUCUAUAUCCACAGUAAAACAAGUCCUAUAUCGACAUAACCUGAAAGGCCACUCAGCAAGGAAGAAGCCAUUGCUCCAAAACCACCAUAAAAAAAGCUUUGCAACUGCACAUGGGGACAAAGAUCGUACUUUUUGGAGAAAUGUCCUCUGGUCUGAUGAAACAAAAAUAGAACUGUUUGGCCAUAAUGACCAUCGUUAUGUAUGGAGGAAAAAGGGGGUAGCUUGCAAGCCGAAGAACACCAUCCCAACCGUGAAGCACGGGGGUGGCAGCAUCAUGCUGUGGGGGUGCUUUGCUGCAGGAGGGACUGGUGCACUUCACAAAAUAGAUGGCGUCAUGAGGAAGGAAAAUUAUGUGGAUAUAUCGAAGCAAAACCUCAAGACAUCAGUCAGGAAGUUAAAGCUUGGUCGCAAAUGGGUCUUCCAAAUGGACAAUGACCCCAAGCAUAUUUCCAAAGUUGUGGCAAAAUGGCUUAAGGACAACAAAGUCAAGGUAUUGGAGUGGCCAUCACAAAUCCCUGACCUCAAUCCUAUACAGAAGAUAGCCCUAUUUGGUAAAAGACCAAGUCCAUAUUAUGGCAAGAACAGCUCAAAUAAGCAAAGAGAAACGACAGUCCAUCAUUACUUUAAGACAUGAAGGUCAGUUAAUACGGAAAAUUAAGAACUUUGAACGUUUCUUGAAGUGCAGUCGCAAAAACCAUCAAGCGCUAUGAUGAAACUGGCUCUCAUGAGGACUGCCACAGGAAUGGAAGACCCAGAGUUACCUCUGCUGCAGAGGAUAAGUUCAUUAGCGUUACCAGCCUCAGAAAUUGCAGUCCAAAUAAAUGCUUCAGAGUUCAAGUAACAGACACAUCUCAACAUCAACUGUGAAUCAGGCCUUCAUGGUCAAAUUGCUGCAAAGAAACCACUAUUAAAGGACACCAAUAAUAAGAAGAGACUUGCUUGGGCCAAGAAUCACGAGCAAUAGACAUUAGACCGGUGGAAAUUUGUCCAUUGGUCUGGAGUCUCCAUGUGUAUUUCCCACCGUAAAGCAUGGAGGAGGAGGAGGUGUAUGGGUGCUUUGCUGGUGACACCGUCUGUGAUUUAUUUAGAAUUCAAGGCACACUUAACCAGCAUUGCUACCACAGCAUUCUGCAGCGAUACGCCAUCCCAUCUGGUUUGGGCUUAGUGGGGCUAUCAUUUGUUUUUCAACAGGACAAUGACCCAAAACAGACCUCCAGGCUGUGUAAGGGCUAUUUUACCAAGAAGGAGAGUGAUGGAGUGCUGCAUCAGAUGACCUGGGCUUCACAAUCGGCCGACCUCAACCCAAUUGAGAUGGUUUGGGAUGAGUCGGACGGCAGAGUGAAGGAAAAGCAGCCAACAAGUGCUCAGCAUAUGGGAACUCCUUCAAGACCGUUGGAAAAGCAUUCCAGGUGAAGCUGGUUGAGAGAAAGCCAAGUGUGCAAAGCAGUCAUCAAGGCAAAGGGUGGCUAUUUGAAGAAUCUCAAAUAUAAAAUAUUUUGAUUUGUUUAACACUGUUUUGGUUACUACAAGAUUCCAUAUGUGUUAUUUCAUAGUUUAUGUCUUCACUAUUAUUGUACAAUGUAAAAAAAAAUCAAGAAAAUCCCUUGAAUGAGUAGGUGUGUCCAAACCUUUGACUGGUACUAUAUAAUAUAUAUAUUUAAGAUUAUAUACACUGCUCAAAAAAAUAAAGGGAACACUAAAAUAACACAUCCUAGAUCUGAAUGAAUGAAAUAAUCUUAUUAAAUACUUUUUUCUUUACAUAGUUGAAUGUGCUGACAACAAAAUCACACAAAAAUUAUCAAUGGAAAUCAAAUAUCAACCCAUGGAGGUCUGGAUUUGGAGUCACCCUCAAAAUUAAAGUGGAAAACCACACUACAGGCUGAUCCAACUUUUAUGUAAUGUCCUUAAAACAAGUCAAUAUGAGGCUCAGUAGUGUGUGUGGCCUCCACGUGCCUGUAUGACCUCCCUACAACGCCUGGGCAUGCUCCUGAUGAGGUGGUGGAUGGUCUCCUGAGGGAUCUCCUCCCAGACCUGGACUAAAGCAUCCGCCAACUCCUUGACAGUCUGUGGUGCAACGUGGCGUUGGUGGAUGGAGCGAGACAUGAUGUCCCAGAUGUGCUCAAUUGGAUUCAGGUCUGGGGAACGGGCGGGCCAGUCCAUAGCAUCAAUGCCUUCCUCUUGCAGGAACUGCUGACACACUCCAGCCACAUGAGGUCUAGCAUUGUCUUGCAUUAGGAGGAACCCAGGGCCAACCGCACCAGCAUAUGGUCUCACAAGGGGUCUGAGGAUCUCAUCUCGGUACCUAAUGUCAGUCAGGGUACCUCUGGCGAGCACAUGGAGGGCUGUGCGGCCCCCCAAAGAAAUGCCACCCCACACCAUGACUGACCCACCGCCAAACCGGUCAUGCUGGAGGAUGUUGCAGGCAGCAGAACGUUCUCCACGGCGUCUCCAGACUCUGUCACGUCUGUCACAUGUGCUCAGUGUGAACCUGCUUUCAUCUGUGAAGAGCACAGGGCGCCAGUGGCGAAUUUGCCAAUCUUGGUGUUCUCUGGCAAAUGCCAAACGUCCUGCUGUAAGCACAACCCCCACCUGUGGACGUCGGGCCCUCAUGGAGUCUGUUUCUGACCGUUUGAGAAGACACAUGCACAUGCACAUUUGUGGCCUGCUGGAGGUCAUUUUGCAGGGCUCUGGCAGUGCUCCUCCUUGCACAAAGGCGGAGGUAGUGGUCCUGCUGCUGGGUUGUUGCCCUCCUACGGCCUCCUCCACGUCUCCUGAUGUACUGGCCUGUCUCCUGGUAGUGCCUCCAUGCUCUGGACACUACGCUGACAGACACAGUAAACCUUCUUGCCACAGCUCGCAUUGAUGUGCCAUCCUGGAUGAGCUGCACUACCUGAGCCACUUGUGUGGGUUGUAGAUUCCGUUUCAUGCUACCACUAGAGUGAAAGCACUGCCAGCAUUCAAAAGUGACCAAAACAUCAACCAGGAAGCAUAGGAACUGAGAAGUGGUCUGUGGUCACCACUUGCAGAACCAGUCCUUUAUUGGGGGUGUCUUGCUAAUUGCCUAUAAUUUCCACCUGUUGUCUAUUCCAUUUGCACAACAGCAUGUGAAAUUUAUUGUCAAUCAGUGUUGCUUCCUAAGUGGACAGUUUGAUUUCACAGAAGUGUGAUUGACUUGGAGUUACAUUGUGUUGUUUAAGUGUUCCCUUUAUUUUUUUGAGCAGUAUAUAUGGAAAUGAUGCAGACAAUUACAUUGAUAGAAGCCACAAUCUUUUUGCAAUAUUAAAGCUGAUCCACCCCCCUAUUUUUUGGUAUAAAUAAAUAAUAAUCUGGCAUAAUUGCCUCAGAUGCUCAAUUAAGUUCUGGGGGGAGACGUGCUAGAAAAUGUACUAACGAGACUAGCCAAGUAUCCACUCCUCUAAAUAGAAACUCUCAGCCAGUUUUGGGCAAGUCUAUGGGCCAAAUGAUCCUAUCUGCGGAAUCAUGAUUUGUCCAAAUGAUCAGCGACGAAAAAUCAGUGUACCAGAACAAAGUCGCAUCCCAGUCUGUUGACAUAUUAUGAAAGCUCAGUCCUGUGCAAUGCAAUCUAUAUCAACUCUCUCCCUCUCAAUUUCAGAUGGACAGAUACCCCAGCGUAUGACAUCAUCAGUGCGUUCCCACAGCGCUGCUACAGUGAGGAUUCCCAGACACUCCUCUCCUGUGGGCUCACUCCCAAUGCUGCGCUGCUUCUUAGGACUAGGCCAGCCCCACCGCAAUGA